GAACAGGAGGACGAGGUGGAGGAAGAGUAGGAAAAAGAGGUAGAGUAGGAGUAGAAGGAGGAUGUAGCGAGAGGACAGAAGCGACGGGCUAGGCCAACCGUCUACACUGUGAACUGCCCGAUCGGGAAUGAAUAAUCUCGCGCAUAGGUGGUGCCCGAUGUGAAGGAUUUGGACAUGUGACCAAGGGUGAGUGCAUCAUCGAGGUGCAUCUUCGUGGUGCACUACUACUUGUAUUUCGCGGUUAAACACGUGGUCCGGGUUCUUCAAUGCGUAUUUCGAAUGGGUAAACUGGGAAUAGAUUCUGGUUUCUAGAACGUCAAUUGUAUACUAGAAAUAAGCCGCUGCACUUAAAAUACUCGUGUUUGGGUGAAAAUUAUACAGGAUGUAUCAAUGGUCUCGUAAAUUAGCUGAAUGGACACGGUGGCUCGGGCAAGGUACGACGCAUGGAUAGAUAAAAAUUUCUGACAACCAGGAAACGUGCGGCAUGGGUCUGCCGCGUCUCUCCCUAAAGGGAUAUUUUUUCUACGUGCUAUGCUCGUCUGGUCUGUUGUUGGUUAUAUUGAAUCUAGUGCAGGACGAGAUAUGGCACCGUAUGCGACCCCAUCCUGGACGAACGCCACCCGUUCGCGUUUCCGACAACACAAAGAUCAAAGAAAAUUGGCCUGCAAAAUUGAAGAAACCGACAAUGCAGAUUCGGGAAAAAGUGAAGGAAAAGCUUCCAUCCGAGGUAUUCAAUUUAACUGGCACCACGACCUUAUCACGAAACAGUUUAGAAUCUUUGGAUCCAUCAAAGAGACCUUGGUACAUGAAAGGAGGGAGCAGAAGGCCUUAUCCUGCCAUAAAAUCUCAUCGUACUGGUCGAAGAUUGGCGCGUUUGUGGCCCGACGAAGACGCUUAUGACGAUCGUGUUACUAAUCAAUUAAUGUACGUGCCCACUGAUUAUAACAAAACCAGUGGCGAUCGUCCAUUAAAGAAAAUAAUGGUUCCACAUGGUAUGCCCGAGGCAAAAGUUGGCCCCGAUAUAUUUCUUCAGCAUCGAUGUCCAGUCAAUACGUGUACAAUCAUCAGGGAUAACGCCGAAGAGGCCGAUUUAAUUUUAUUUCAAGACUAUAUAACGCAUGUGGGAAGAAGAUCUUCGAAUCAACAGGUGUGGAUGCUGUAUUUUUUAGAGUGCCCUUAUCACACGCAGAGCGUGAAGAACGCUAUCAUCAAUUGGACGGCAACUUAUCGUCGUGACAGCGACAUAGUCGCACCCUAUGAAAGGUGGCAAUAUUACGACCCUAGUAUUACACAAAUACCGCAGACUUUUAAUUAUGCAGCCAACAAAACUAAAAAGGUAGCCUGGUUCGUUUCCAAUUGCCAUCCUCGGAAUCAACGUAUGCAUUACGCUAGAGAAUUAUCGAAAUACAUCCAAGUUGACAUUUAUGGGACCUGCGGUACUUUAAGAUGUCCACGUUCGCAGUCUCAAGCGUGUUUCGAUAUGCUCGAUGAGGAUUACAAGUUUUAUCUCGCGUUCGAGAAUUCGAAUUGCAAAGACUACAUCACGGAAAAGUUCUUCGUCAAUGGUCUUGGACACAACGUUCUGCCAAUUGUAAUGGGUGCGCAUCCAACGGACUAUGCUCGAAGCGCGCCAUACCGCUCUUACAUCCAUGUGGACGAGUUCGAAUCACCGAAAGAGCUCGCCGAGUAUCUUCAUCGUUUGGAUCGAGACGACGAACUGUAUAAUUCGUACUUUCGCUGGAAAGGUACCGGCGAGUUUAUCAACACGUACUUUUGGUGUCGCGUGUGCGCCAUGUUGCACGACGAUCGGCCGCCAAAAUUUUACAAGGACGUGAACGAUUGGUGGAGAGGCGAUGGGAUAUGCACGACUACUUCCUGGCGCGAACACGAUUCGGUUCGCGCGGGAAAUUUAAAAAAUACUUGAAAACUUUUCUGCCUAGGUUUUUAUCAAUUUUCGCGAUCAAAACGACGAGAGACGAGAGCGGAGAGGUAAUGGGAUAUACGCGACUCGGUUUGCGCGGGAAAUUUGAAAAAUAUUUUCAAAAUUUCCCGCAUAACUUAAUAUGUAAUUGAAGGGACGCAGUGCGUCUGAAUUUAUAUUUACACUUUAGGAUAGAAUCAUUUGAACUUCCAAGAGAAAGUUUUUAUCGAUACGGAAUAGAACAAUUUGUUCUGUCGUCUUUUUUUCUCUCUCGUUUACCUUGCAAUUCGAUUUGUCGCAUGGAAGAAAAAAAUUAAUCCACGGAUUCUUUUGGAAUCCAGAAACAAUACCGAGACGUUCGAAUCGACGAAUGUCUGGAUAGUCUAAUAAAAUUGAUGAAAAGACUGCCUAUUACGAAUUUGACGAAACUGAGAGCUAGGUGUAUUCGAAUUUGUAUUUUUCGAUGAACAGCACACAGACUUUUACACUCAUCAAUCCGAUUUUUACGACGAUUAAAUUAAAUAUUGAUCUUCUUUCUUCGAACGCGGCAGAUUGUUGUCUUGACACUGGUCAAUUACUCGAGAUUAAUUCUUCGCUUUGCGAAACGAAGAUGAAAAUCUUUUUCCUUUCGAACAUUUUUCAUAAUUCACACAUUGUUACAUCGAUAUCUAAAAUUUAGAUGCAUAAUUUACGUUGAUUUUGAAAGUUGUUCUUCAAUUGUAUCGAUUAUCGAAAAAUUAGUUACGCACAGAUUGCUUAUAGCAAAUUUUUAUGACGUUCCUUCAUCAAAUACACGUAAGAUUUUUAUGUGUUUUCAAAAAUUUGUCAUUCGAAUUAGACGUUUGUGAAACGUUAUUUUCGUAUAAAUUAUAUUAUAACGUGAUAAUUUAAUGAGACAGUAUUUUAUACGAUCAAUGAUAAAUUAUAAAAAUUGACGUAGUUAGCGUGGAAUUUAAAAAUGCAUUUAAAAAUGUUGACACAAUGGGGUAUAUAUGAAAAAAUUGAUGAAAAGAUCGUAGUAUUUUAAAAUUAAUUUAAUUUUUGUAGGAAAACAAUUAUGGGAAUUGCACAAAAUUUAUAUUUUUAUUUUUUUAUAUUUCUUUUUAAAUUAAUUAAUAAUAAAAUUAUUAUUAGGGAUGAUUUCAAAAUCAAAAAUGAUUCUAUUUUUUAAUAAUUCAUGUUUUAGAAGCACAUUAGAUUACUGUUACGCUUGUCAUAUUAAAAAAAAAAGUGCUUUUAUUCUGUACAAUGAUAUAAAAAUUAAAUAAAAUGCAUAUUGAUAUCAUUUUUAAUGUUCCUGAUAACAAUAUAAACUUUAUAUUUGUUCAAUAUUCAAAUAGAAAUCCAUAUGGAUAUCUGUUCACGUUUAUUGAAUAUUUAUCAGUAUUCAGAUAACAUACUUCUGUAUUCGAAUUCGAGUUAUUUAUAAUAUAAAGCUUGAAUUGAAAUGUUUAUCAAAAGUUUAGUUUUUCUUUAUCUUUAAAAUAUUACGUGUAUUUUAUGAGUAAUAGAUAUAACAAUUUCUUCUUGUUUUUAUGCAAAGAAAUUUAUUUCAAAAUUGUACUAUUUCAAUUAAAUUCGAAGAUUUGCAAUUGCACGACACAGAAUAAAAGUAAAUUAUUGAACAUUUUUUGCUUAAAAUCGUUAAUUAAAUCAUUUUUUUAUAAUAUCAAAAUUCUAAAAACAAUUUUUAUCAUCAUAACACAAUUUUUCUAAAUCGAAAUAAAGAAAUCGAAAUUCGAAACUUUUAUUUCCGUACUCUGUAUAUUAAAUUAUAUACAUUUCUAUGAGCUAGACGAUGUGACCGAAAAUAAAUAUCGAACGAAUUAUCUGUAAAUUAUCUUUAGAUUAAGUAUUUAAAGGUGUGAUGUUUUAAUUGUUGAUAGAUACCAAUAGAACGUAUGGAUACUAAAAUUAACAUAUUACGACUAGAAUAAUAAAUUUAUCGGGAUUUUCUCAAACUUUAAAGCGUAACAGCAAUCAUACGAAGAAAUAGCUUUCAAAGUUUUGGGACUAUUCGUUAAGAGUGGAAUUGACAAAUGUAGAAAUGUGUAAGGAAACAUUUGCUGGACUCUUUAUAUAACUAUUUACAUUAUGGAAUUUACUAGAUUCGAACUUACACGGGCAAAUAUAGAAUCAUAUAAGUCGAUGUUCGAUCUAAUCGAUCAUUUAACGGUAGGAUCUUAGCUAUACAAGGCGAAAAUUUUUUUUUUAUCCUUUUCUUUCCUUUUUUUUUCGGAAAACAUUUUCUAGAAUCACGCCACUGGACGAUGAAUGGUCACACUUAGUAGAAAGUGAAAAGUAAGUCAAGAAUUUAUACUUCUUAAUUUAUUAAAUUAUUGCAGAAAAAGAAGUAUUGUUACCUUUUAUUAGUUAAAUUCUAGUUUCUCAUAAAUGUGAACACGUGUGCAAAAUUUAAACAGAAAUAUUUGAAUAAUAGAUUUUAAAUUUCCCAUGCAUCAUCCUCUUUUGUCCAAUGGCUGAUUUCUAAGGGGUGUUUAAAAAGAAUGAUCCACCCUACUCAGCAAUCUAUAAUUACGUCACGUUUUGUAAAGAUUCUCUUGUUCAUAUCGAUCCAUCGUUCGAAUCACGCGAGAAAAAGAAAUAAGUGUUGAAAUCCUUUUUUUGUUAACAUUCAUAUAUUGUAAUAUACGCUGUUACUCAUGUUCGAGAUCGCAAAUCCUAUUAGAUAUUAAUAAUAACAGGUGACACUUAAUAGUAACAGGUGAUUAUUGUUCAACAUUGCCAAUCACUAUCGUAGGUGAUGAUCAUUUUUAGGCAAAUGAUCUUUUUCACGAAGAUCUUUCACGUUACGUCGAUGUAUAUUCAAUACAUGCAUUGUAAAUGUACAGUCGUUAUUUGUAAAAUAUUCCAUCGAGAGAUGCAAGAUUUUUUCAAGAUCUAGUCAAGCGUGACCUUACUUAAGAAAGAAAAAAAAAAAGAAGAAGAAGAAAAAAGAGGAAAAAGAAGAACGUUUUCGAAUCAUUCUCAUUACUACGUACGCAACAUGUACCUGUUCAAAUGGAUUCCUAGUAUAAGUUAAUUUCAAUUUAAUUAAUAUAAUUAAUUUACGUAGGUAUUUUAAUAAUUAUUUAUCGAGCGGAUCGUUGCGUCUAUUGUUCGUUAAUUAUUUGUAAUAUUUUUUUGGAGCAGUUACGAUGUUCUUUAUACGAGCAAAUUUUAUUCACGAUAACGAUGAAAGAUACGAUUAUUUUUUUUCAAAAUUGUUAAAUUUCUAUAGUUUCCUGAAAUAUUAUUCUAAAUUUUCUUACAAAUAUUUCGUAUAUCGUUAAAUUUUUCUAAAAUGUACAUUUUAUCAUUGUAUAAUUUCCGAAUCAUUAUAUAUAUUUAUUGAUAUAUUUAAUAACUUUCUUCCAAUUAUAGUUCUCGAAUACUUUGUUCAAAUUGUAACAUUCGAAUAUUUUCAAGAUUCGCAACUUUGAUAAAUUAUUGCAUUGCUCUAUUUACAAAAAGAAUGAAAAAUAUAUUAUAAAAAUAUAUUCUUAUUGAUUUUUAAAAAAAAAAUAUUUUUUAUAACACGUAAAUUAUUUGAAGAUAAAAUAUCAUUCAAUUAAGCUUUACCAAACAAAGUAAAAAAUGAAUUUGAAAAUUAAAUUGGACUUAUAUGCGAAUAACUUUAUGAUACUAGAUUUUACAAAAACAAUCUUCUUUAUUAUAAGUCAAUUUUUCCAUCAAUAUAAUCACGAAGUUACUUUUUAUUUAAUCUUCUAUCGAAGACAUAUCAAUUGAUCAAUUAGUAACGAUUAUUAUUUUAAUAUCAAUAUAUAAUAUCAAUAUUAUGGUGAAUAAUAUGGUUACUACCAAUAAAAAAUUAACACUCGUCAUUGUACAAUUACGAAGAGGUACAUAUUGUGCUAGGAAAUUAUAUUUUUCUUCCAUUCCUAUAAUAAGUAUUAAUUACAAAAAAUAUAUCAGAUAAAGAUUUCAAUUUUAUAUUAAUACAUCUAUCAUUAUUUGUAUUAUAACUUUCUUUAUCUAUAAUGUAAUUUUUAAAUUUAAAUAUUUCUCAAUCUUGUUUGGUAAAAUUGGAAAUUAUAUCAAUAUCAGUAUAAUGAUGAAAAAAAAAAUCACGAUAAAAUAUUGUUGAAAAGUAUUCGUAUACAUCGAACAUAUAAUUGUGAAAAAAGUUGCAAUUAAAAAAUACGUACAAUGAAAAAAAUGAUAGGAAAUUAGAAAAAGAAAUCAUUAAAAUUUUCAUUUGCAAGAUUAUAUUUAACUCUUCUUGUUCUUUUAUCAUUCUUCAUAAAUCGAUGCUCAUUGAUACUACAUAAAUACUUGUAAACUAAGAAAUAACUAUAAGUUUUCAAAAUGGAGGAGAAUUUAGUGGAGAGAGUGAAGAAGAAAGAAACUUUAUUCGUAAAAACUAGCAUAGCUCAAAAAAUCAUGUACGUAGCUCAAAGAUAAAAGACACAUUCGGGUGUUUUUAGUUCAAAGUGUUCUCUCGUUAGCUCGAAACGAAAAAAAAAACCAAAAUACGAGAAAUAGGUUAAUAUAACAUAAUUUAUGAAAUGUUACACUUAUGAAAUGCACGCGCAUAAAACUAUUAUAAAUACAAGCGGUUUACUUUAUCGUGGAUUCGACCACAGCUUCUAAUCGGUUCCUAUGUAAUUAUCGAAUCUUUCAAAGUACGCACAAGCAAGUUAGUUAAACUUACGUACUUAAGUAAUCGAUCGACAAUUGAUUGAUAACCAGAUAGAAAAAUCGAUCGAUCCACGUUGCAAUUAUGCGAGUGAUCAUAUCAUCAAGAAUACACGCGUGUGCGCAUAUGUGUGAUCUAGAGAUAUUUUUUAUUCGAACAUUUUUUUUUUAUUUAAAAAAAAUUUAGCAAAUUCGGUUGAGAAAUGAAAUUAAGGAACGCGUUAUUCGUAAUGUUGUAAAGCAUGUUGAAAGUGGCGACGAAAGUGUGUCGUAUCAUUGUUUGACAAUGUUCGAGAGUGAAAAGCGUUUUUUUAUGAAACGCGAAGCGAAAUAUUUUCUAGGAAAUUUUAAUUCAAUUGCGAAUAAUAAAGUAUUCAUAUAUAUAUAUAUAUUCUCGCUGUACAGAUCAUUUCGCUUUGUCGUUGAUAAUGUAUUGUGUAUAUUUUAAAGGUAAAUCAUUUUUGGCGAAUAAUAAUGAUUUAAAUCAAUUUUGAUUUUGAUUAAAGUCAAGGUGAUCAAUUCAAUUAUCUAUUCUUUUAUUAAUAUUUAUUAAUAUCGGUUAUUAUCGUUUUCGAACUUAAUUAAACGCUCGAUGUUGCAAAUUUCAUGAAAUGCGAAUUUUAUAUAAUUCAUCAUCUUCAAAUUAGAAUAAUAAUUAUGAAUGCAAUAUAUGGAAUUCGACAAGAAAGAUCUUUUUUUUGAUAAAAAUUUUAACGAGUAAAAAAAUUAAUAAUAGCGCGUUAGAAAAUUAAGAAAAUUUGUGUGUUAAAUAGAGAAUUCUAAACUUUGAAAAUUGUGAUACGUAGUGUCUCUCGAUUAAUUUACUAAUUAUUGGUGCUGUACACAAAUUGGUGCUGAUGUAUACCAUACAUUAUAAGAGAUAUAACAAAGAUUGAUCACAUUUGACUCUAAUUGAAGACAAUGUCUUAAUUUCAAAUAUGUAUUUUUUCUUUAAAUUUA
Messenger RNA from Apis cerana (Asiatic honeybee), 7540 nucleotides. RefSeq names its product glycoprotein 3-alpha-L-fucosyltransferase A (gene FucTA). Gene Ontology annotation, molecular function: fucosyltransferase activity. The record is from RefSeq and is a predicted model, not a curated record. Gene Ontology annotation, cellular component: membrane. Lineage: Eukaryota; Metazoa; Arthropoda; Insecta; Hymenoptera; Apidae.